Messenger RNA from Pristis pectinata (smalltooth sawfish), 6456 nucleotides. RefSeq names its product gastrin/cholecystokinin type B receptor-like. Gene Ontology annotation, cellular component: membrane. Gene Ontology annotation, molecular function: peptide binding; G protein-coupled receptor activity. The record is from RefSeq and is a predicted model, not a curated record. The coding region runs from base 2513 to 3778 and encodes 421 amino acids. The transcript has a single exon. Gene Ontology annotation, biological process: neuropeptide signaling pathway. Lineage: Eukaryota; Metazoa; Chordata; Chondrichthyes; Rhinopristiformes; Pristidae.
UCAUUUUUUCUAAAAUCUGAACUCUCAGUUAAUAAUAAAAAUUUGUUGCAUUUCUUUCCUGCAGGAUUUGUAAUCUCAGGAGUUUUACAGCCUAAUUAUAAACAUCCAGAGCUGUUAGUUUUAUUAUUUCUUUUGCUUGUCAGAAAUGACUGUAAGUAAAAAAACUCCUGAUCUAUUCUGCCUCAAAUUCUACUUUAUAAGAAGAUCUUUUAACUAUUAGGUUGACAAAGUAACAAUGGUAAAAAUUUAGAGAUUACAAGAAGAAGAUAUAUUAAGGCAGGAAUGCCAAACAUUUUGAAAUGUUAGCAAGAAUUACAAACAGGCAAGAAAAAAGCCAAAGGCUGUGUCUUUUAUUAAUCACAGCACAUUCUAUCUAGGUGACAUUUCCAAUCAUUUUCAAGUUAUUUUCAAUUCUUGUCUUCAUACUUUUAAUUUAUUCAUUAGAUAUGGAAAACAUCGGCUAUGCCAAUGUUUACUGUCCAUUCCUAAUUGACCCCUGAACUAAGACCAUUUCAGUAGGCUCUUAAGAGUCAACCACUUUGGUAUAUCAAAGAACUGCAGAUGCUGUAAACCUGAAAUAAGAACAGAGAAUGCUGGAAAGACUCAGCAGGUCAGGCAGAAUUUGUGGAAAGAGAACCAGAGUUAACCUUUCAGGUGGCAGACCCUCGAAAACUUUGAUUUAUUUGGAGUCACAAACGUCAAAUUUCCUCCAACCAAAUAUUGUGAAGACUAACCCUGUUGUCUUUGGUCCCUAACACAAACUCCACUCCCCAGAUGCGGCAUUGCUUCCCUGAUGGACAUUAAUGAACCAGAUGGGAUAAUUUUAUGAAGCGGUAGUUCUGUGAUCAUGUUCAUUGAUAGUGGCUCUUUUUUUUCACAUUUCAGAUCUUUUCAUUUAAUUGCUUGAAUUUAGGUUGCCCUCCUGGGAUUCAAACUUCAUAUCUCCAUAUUAAUAAUCGGGAACUCUAGACAUCAGUACGAUAGUUUAACCAUGAUUCUAUUGUGUUCUAUACAGUACCUGAAAUGCUUCACCACAAAACCAACAUCAUUAGAUAAUACAUUUUAAACCACUGCUCAUUUUCUCCAGAACUUAUUCUAUACCAACUGCCAUUAGAGAUUCUGCAGGUUUGGUCUUUAUUUUCAUACAGAUUUUUAUCCCUAAUAAUAUUGCAUUCUGUUUCUAAUCUGUGGAAAAUAAAAUGCAAUUGUGCCUUCAAAGUUCAUAGACUGUUUUAUUUAACAUGGUUCCCACUGUAUGCUGCUAAUUGUUAAUAUAGGAUCAAGUCUCUUUAUGUAGGUUUACAAAAACUUAGAUUACAGUUCAAAGAAAACAGUGUCCGAGAGAAAUAGGCUCCAAUGUUGCAGGUAUUCGGUUCUAAAGAUUAUAGAGGUAUGAAACAUUGUUUAUUGGAUUAGAGGCUUCACACAACUGUUGCCCUGAUCACAUUACUUGCGAGGAACUAUCGUCAAUUCUUUCAGCCUCUUCUGCCGUCUGUUAGGUUUUGCAUUCAAGGUCUGAGUCUGCUGAAGAACUUGCAUAAUAAUUACAUAGGAUAUACAAUACAGUAACAGGCCAUUCAGCCCAACCUGUCCAUGCUGGCAUUUAUGCUCCUCUCAAGCUUACUACCAUAUUUCCUUGUCUAAGUCUAUUAGUGUCACCCUCUGCUCCCUUCUCCCUCAUACACUUACCCAGGCUGCCUUUAAAUGUACCUCUACCAUUCACUGCAGUGAGUUCCACGUCCCCAUCACUCUUUGGGCAAAGAGGCUUCUUCUUAAUUUCCCAUUGGGUUUCCUGGUGAUUGUCCCAUUUUGAUGGCCUCCAGCUAUGCUCUUCCCCACAAGUGAAAACAUUCUGUCUCCGUCUACUCUAUUAACACCCGUCAUCAAUUCCAAAACCCAUUCACACUUCCUUUCUUCUGUGAGCAGAAACGAAUACACUAAUCGGGUUGAAAACGAUGAGAAAAAUCAGAUACGGUUAAAGUAUUCAAAACUACCCACAAGUGGAGAGGGGAGUUGGUUGGUGAGUGGUCAUUGCGCUGAGGCUGGUCUCAUUUGCUCGCGAUUGCCAUCUACCGAGGCUAAUCGGAGCUUCACCCGCCCCCUGCGUGUACCAGUCCAUCUCCUCGUUCUCCUCGCUGGAAGGAGCAGUGUCACCUGCCUGAUCCAGCCGGCAGCCUGCCUCCAAGCAACUUCUCCCAGCUCCAUCAUUAUCUGGGCGCGGAACAUUUCACUUCCAUUGCUUUCGCAAAGAAACAAAAAGCUGCCCUAAACUGAAUGAAACUUUUGGAUGGUAUCGUGCAAACCGGAAGAAACCAUCACUCCCGAACCCCAGUCCUCCCCCGUGGGGCGACCUCCCUACCCUUGGUCUCCCUGGAGUGAGCAGCAGGUCUGCGUGGAGCAGGUGGAACCGGGCAUGGCACCCAGCCCAGCCCCACGCUACAGGGAACGCCGGCGUUCUGCUGAAGGUUGGCUCGAUGCACUUUCAAUGCUUCAGUGAACGGAGUCUGUCAACAUGAAUGUGACCCAGUUCAGUUUGGAAUUCCUUGAAAGGUUUCCCAGGAACUUUUCCUUGUUCCCUCCUAGCAGCAACCUGAGCCUUUGGGAGACCAUCCAUUUAAACGUCAACCUGCUGUUUUCGGGUUAUGAGCCCACAACCAUCGUGUUGGAGGUCGUUUAUUCGCUGUCCUUUAUCAUUGGUUUUGUGGGGAACAUCAUGGCUCUGAGGGCCCUAACGAGGAAGAGAAGGAACCGCUUGGCUGGAGCGAGAGCGACCCGGAGCCUCUUGAUCAACCUGUCUGCCUGUGAUAUGAUGGUGGUGUGCAUCUGCAUGCCUGUUACUCUCGGACACCAGGUCUACAAUGCUUGGGUGUUCGGAGACUUCAUGUGCAGGGCUGUCCCCUUCGUGCAGGCGGUUGCAGUCUCCGCCAGCGUGCUGAGCCUUGCCGUGAUCAGCCUGAACCGUUACUACAGUGUCCACAACCCACUCAAUGCCAGGGCGUUCUUCACCUGCAGGAGGAUCCUUGCGAUGAUAUGUGCCGUCUGGCUUUUAUCCUCGGCGCUCUGCAUGCCCCUAAUCUUCAUGAAUAAAACCGAAAACUUGGUGCUGUUGAACGGGAAGCUGACCAUUCCUGUGUGCGCAGAAAACUGGCCAGAUGCGAAGCUGAGACAAGGCUACAACUUCUUGCUCUUCUGCGCUCUCUACGGCUUCCCCGUGCUCUUCAACCUUGUCAUCUGUUUCCUCACAGCCCGUCGCCUCUGGGGCAGCCAGGAUAGGCUCCAGGAGGGCAAUAAGAAGCAUUUAGUUGGCAACAACUCCAGGUUGAAGGCACGCAAGAAGAUCGUCAAAAUGGUAGUGGUUCUAGUCCUUCUCUUCGCCUUGUCCUGGCUGCCCUUGUAUGUCAUUGAUAUCUGGAUUGAUUUUAGGAUCCCGGACGCUCCACCGGACACUCUCCACCAAGGGUGGAUUCUUCACAUCCGAUCUUUUGCCCAGUGGUUAGGUCUCACCAAUUCCAGUCUCAACCCUCUCUGUUACUGCUUCAUAGGAAACGUGUACAGGUCUGUACAGAAGAUCAAGAAAAGCUACAGGCAACGAAUUUCUUCCGUUUUCAACCUGGCCAUGCCUCAGGCUCAGGUCAGUUCUUCCGUCCUGCUCCAGUACAGAGCUCACAUUGCCGAAAGUGAAUUCAGCGACAGCACAGGACACCCAAGGUGCAGCCAGACUCUGACUCAAAGCAAAAGCCUAUCUUCUGGAAUUACUUGCGUGACAUCGUUUGACUAAGCAGCAUGAGUAUUAAUAAAUAGUUGUAAGUAAAUGUGUCAGGACAUAAGUAUGGGCUGUCUCUCAGAUCUCUUCACCUGGUAUUACUCGUUUGACUUUUCUGUGAUUAUUUCGGUCCUCUAAAAGUUAAGGAGACGUCUUGAGCUUCCUUAUCCUAGGGGUAUACCAUGUGUGGGGACACAACAAUUGCCAAAUCCUCAGAUCAAAAGGGAAAUGAUAUGAAGAUAUCCGAGUGAAAUUCCAACUCCCGCGGUGAUGUGAAGUAAUUAUUAGAGCAUUAGUAUAUUUGGAAUGACUAUAACAUAUUAUGGAUUGUAAUAAAAAAGGUAAACUACUUUGGUUGUAAAUAAUAUUAACUGUUUAAUCAAAACAAUUACAUUCUGAUUAUGCCAGUGUGAGGCACAGUGUCAAAUGUUGCUUCGCAUUAUUAAAUGGUCUUCCAGGCUUAUUGUUCAUGGGAUUUGGAUAUUUUGCAUGUUAUACUGUAGAUUGAAGGAGUGGGGAAAUCCCGUUGUAUUAUAUAUAUUUUUUUGGGGGGGGGGCAGGUCUGCUAACAUUAAACACAAAGAGAGUACUAUUUCAAAGAUGGACAUACAAAUGAACUAACAUCAAUCUGUUAUUUUCCUUUAAUGAGUAAGAAGUUUGUGUGGAAACAUGAUUCGUUUGCAUACCUUUAUUUGAUAAUUGUAAAAUGUGCUUAAUUUGUAAUUAUGCUCACCGAAUUAAACAUGAACUAAGACGAUAUUAUUUACUAUUCUGCUUUUACUUUUAACUCCUUUCAAAAUGUGUUAAGCUCCAGUUAGUUCAAGUGUCAUCUGGUGCCAGAUCAGAAUAUCAUGUGGCACUUCUAAUGCUUCCAGUGCCAUUGAACCAGUUUGCAUCAAUAACUAUAUCAUAACUUUGGUUCUGGCCUAGGUAUUGAAAUUAGUGGAGGUCAGAAUUUUUGUAAUGUUACCCGGUAAAUUAUUGCUGUUGUACGGCUAUUGGAGGUGCAAAACUGUUGCAGAUACUGAUUAUGAGAAUAUUUCCUUUUAACAUUUUUAGAAUUUUUUUUAAUAAGUAAGCUUUAGCAUGUACAAACUGCAUUAGAGAUUCACAACAGCGUAUUAGAUUGCAUCAAACAAUCUACUGGAGGAACUCAAUGGGUUGAUCAGCAUCUGUGGAGGGAAAGGAAUUAUUGCUGUUUCAGGUCGAAACCCGACAUCAGCAUCUGUCCUGCUGCAGGGUUUCAACCCAAAACGUUCACAGUUCCCUUCCCCCCACCCUCCACACCCCCACAGUCACUGCUCAAUCUCCUGAGUUCCUCCAGCAAAUUGGUUGUUGUGCCAGAUUCCAGCAUCUGCAGUGUCUUGUGUCUCCAUUUCUGACUGCAUCUUGUCCACAAAUCUACUUGGGUCACGAAUGCCCUUAAUCGAAGGAAGACUGCCUCCCCUACCCAUCGUGGCUCACAAACCACAGUAAUGUGGUUGACUCUUCCUUUUGAAAUGUCCUAGAAAGCCAUUCUGUGCUACUAAGAAUGCACUUUAAAUGCCAGCAGCAACACCAGCAUCUCUAAAUAAUAAACUAAAAUCUAUCUUUGGUUGCACAGUCAUGAAAAAAUAAAUUUCUUCUGAAUCCACUAACAAAGUUUCUCAUUGUAUACAAAAGUUCUCAUUGAACUGCUACUCCUUCUUUCCUUUGUGCAUCAGUAAAUUGAAGAAUGCUGAGUGAUUAUAUCUGUGAGUACUUUUCGUCAGUACUAUUUACCUCUACACCCCUGCAUAAUGUUUGUUGAAGAUAAUGCAAGUAUUGCAUCAAAUUUAAAUUAUUUAUGCUCUUCAAAACAAGACUAAUAAAUUAAUAAAAGCUAAGGUACAAUUCUUGACCAUCUGCAUUGGAUGCUUUUAAUUGAUCUGUUUCCCAUUUACAGGUAAUUAAUCAGUGUAAAAGUGUUGUGUUGUAUUUUACUGUUAUGUUGUUUGAAAUCCAAAAAUCUGAAUGUUCUCUUAUCGCCUUGGUUUGAUUCCAGGAGAUGUAUUGUAUUCCAUACACAGCUGACUACAGAUUGGGCAACAAAACAUUACUCACCCAGAUAUUGCAGCAAAAUGCAGCAAGUACUGCACAGUUAAAACUUAUAAGGGUCAAACUAUGAAGGAAUUCAAGAGUCACAUUUUAACAGAAUUAUCUUUAACUGGGCUUGAAAUUAUAACUUUGUAUCUUCUAUUAUAAGAGCUUUAAUGUUUUCUGUAGUUAAUUUGCUUCAUCAUAAUGUAUCAGGGUACCCAAGUGAAAUAUUUCUUACUGAGCUUGUGGCUUAUGCUCAUAUGGAUAUUGUAGUAUUUUUUUAAAAUAACCUAAACUUUAAAUUAUUAGCAUUUUCUAUAAUCCCUUUGUAAAUACAGCAGCAUUUUUUGUAUGUGUGAGAUUGAUUGUUUUCAGUUGGUCUUAAGUUUUCAGUUUUACAAUUUACAAUAUAAUCAGAAAAAAAUCAUGUUUUUUCAUCUAGUUUCCUUUAUUUAUACAUGACUUCAUGCCUCAAAUACAUGGGAAAAUCCUAGAAAUAAAACUUACUCUCAAAUGGCCAAGUACAUCAUUAACUCAAUAAAUAUUGUAAAGAAGUUUUAUUGGUUAAUAAAUAUUUUGAAGUGAUAAAUCUAACUCUAAAGCCCUAGACCAUCAUUAUGGUUAUCUAGAGUAAG